This is a messenger RNA of Pocillopora verrucosa, 4539 nucleotides long. The record is from RefSeq and is a predicted model, not a curated record. NCBI's taxonomy places the organism in Eukaryota, Metazoa, Cnidaria, Anthozoa, Scleractinia, Pocilloporidae.
AUGUCCGCAUACGACGCCGUGCCAAGCAGACGCCCCAAUGUUGUCUUCAAAAAGUAUAACGUCAAUGUAACUGGAAGUGGUAACGUAGCAGUCGGCCCCCGUGCUCGUAUCAUUGGUGCCCCAACGAAUCAACCAACGGAAGAAGACGGAAACACUAGCACUUCACAGAACCAUGAAACUGUUGCAAGGCUCAGCUAUUUCGCUAGGAACAAUGAGGAGGAGUACUGUGCCCGCAAAUAUUAUCGACAAACAAAUGUGGGAGACUGGACUCCAAAACCAAUCAAUGGAAUUCUUAUCCAGAUAGGUGAAAAUGAUUUUCAGUGGUCCGUCGAAUCCUUUCUUGAAAACCCAGAGAAGUUCAUUCGGGAAAUGGACACCUGUGCUGGUUCGCUGAAAGAGGAAAAAGAACUGUUCAUACUUCACGGUAUUUUGCCAUACCUGGAACAAGAAAUUUGGGGAAAAUCUGGCGCAAACAACAUUGACGUAUACAGGGUACUUGCUCAUGUAAGUAGCAGCCGACGUUGCGGUGACGUUGUAAAGCACUCUCUACAACAACUUCAGCAUCUGCUAUGCAGGGAUUCCAUUCAGAGUGCUAAACAAAAUUUGUUGAGUGUGGAAAAGAUACUGCGAUUAACCAUCGUCUCCCCAGACGGAGCUUUCAAAGAGGAGGCAGACUCAAUACGACUUCUCAGGCUAACAGUAUACGGCUGCAUACUCUCGGAGUUAAUCAUUCACCAGAAUCAAACAGGGUUCUCUAAAAUUGACUCAGAGAACAACUUGAAACAGCUCCGGGAAAUUAAAAACUAUUUCGGUGAGAUGACUUUGAAAAAAAAAGACAUUUUAAAAUACUCAUUCGAGUUCAUCCAGGAGGCUAUUAAUUAUCUUACGCGGUCACCCAAAAAGAGAGUGGGUUCAGAUUUGGGAAAUUACCUCGAGGAAUGCAAGAGAUAUUGUGCAAACUCGGACACUCCAAAUGAGGGGUUGUCACUUCUAAAGAAGCUGAAGAAAUCUCAAGUGGCAUGGUGCGAGCUGCAUUGUAUACUCUAUUAUCUGCACGGGAAGGUCUACACGGAACGUCCGGAACAGAUUAACAAAGAGAGGAGGACCAUGAAACUUUUAAGGCUGGUGCUGACCGCUCAUCUUAAUGGUGGAGGAGGAAAGGACUGGAGGUUUUGUUUGCUGAUGGCAUCUAUACUAUCAGAGAUUGCAAUGAAAAAUGCGAGGAAAGCAUUGAGAUUCGAAGCAAGUUUAUGUCUGGCUAAUCUUCGCGAAGAUGGAAAAGUAAGGAGGAAAACAGAGUGCAGAGCUAUUGUUGACCGCUUCUCUAGAGGGAUGCUGUUCUGUUCUGACCUUUCUAUCGGGAGAUCAUUGUUGUUGUCACCUCAUUUCUUUGACAACCAAAGUGACCGGCCCACGCUUCCAACAGAACUCCACAAUCAGCACCUGGUGUCAUGUUACAAAACACACACUUUGGAAAUUGACAACAUGGUAACUACUGAACCCAGUUGCGAGACUUCGAGCUAUUUUGUCAGCCACGGCGUGUUAAAACACCAAGAGGUGGCCGUAAAAGUCUUAGCCGUCACCAGGAUGGAUCUCGAGGAGGAAGAAACGUCAACACAGUCGGAGGUGAAGAAGCGACUACGUGCAGAAGCAUACAACCUGUGGCAAUUGAGCAAUCAAAGGAAGCAUCCAAACAUCCCUUGUCUUCUCGCCUACAACACUACAACUCUUCCUCAUCACAUAAUAACUGCAUAUGAAAAAUACGGCAACCUUCUCCAAUUUGUAAGAGGCUCAAGGGAAUGCAAGCCUCUGUCGUCAGCUACUCUUUACAAAAUGAUAAUUGGAGUAACAGAGGCCCUCCUAUACCUACACCAACAGCUUAAUUUGGUUCAUCGGGCUACUAUGGCGGAAAACAUUCUAGUUGGCGAUGGUUAUUUUGCCAAGCUUAGUGGAAUGCACUCUUUAGGGGUGCUGCAGUACGGAAUAAACCAAGACGGUGACAAAUCAUCUGGAUACGAAUACAUUUUGGACUACGAUGGCUUAAAAGAAUGUAAAGGUGAAAGUGGUGAAACACUACCGGUUAGAUGCAAAGCUCCAGAGACUCUAUCAAGAAAUUGUUAUUCCAUACCCUCUGAUGUUUGGGCCUUUGCAGUCUUUGUGUACGAGACGCUCACCUUAGGUUGUCGCCCAUACAAAGACAUACAAAGGGAUGAACAUGUCGUCGAUUAUGUUUUGCAAAAAAACGACGAGGAGAUAUUACCCCAAGAAAGUUGCAUCGAAGAUGAUGAAUACAACCUUAUGAAGCAGAGCUGGAAAAGAAAAAGGAGUGAAAGAAUCAGCCUGUUUGAACUCAAAGAACAAUUCCAAAAAAUGCGAUUAAAGAUAGUAAGCUCAGGUGAAGAGAAACCGCGGCUUGACCCAUCAACUUUAGAGAAGAACAUUGAAAGUGAACCACAACAAUCACAAGGAUCAACUGAUUCUCUGUAUGAAACCAUUCCAGACUACAGCGACAUUGAAUCGACUUCAGAAGAACAACAUGACUAUGAAGAAGUUACAUACGAGCCUCAAGGAUGUGGUACUCCUGAAACACCUGUGGAUCUACCGACAAAUUAUCAACAGGAUGCCAUAAAAGAGAAAAUCGCUGGAGGAGAUAAACAGCACCUGAGAAAAUUACUAUGUCUCAGUCAUAGUUGUCUUCUCCCUAUCAGGCGGAUAGAACAUUUAGAUUCCCGCAGUCCAGUCGCUGACAUCAUCUCGCCAAGAUUACCCUGUGGAAAUUUAAAGGAUUUUGUCCUCAGUAGAAAAUGUCAGAUAGAAGACAUGAACACAUUCCUCUGCCAGGUUUCCACAGCUUUCCAUUAUCUUCACGUAAAUCAUAUCGUGCACGGAGAUCUUCGCGCUGAACACGUUUAUGUGGUGGCACCAAACAAGGUCCAGGUUGGCCGGCUUGGUCGCUCUAAAUCGCUAACAAUUAGUGCCUAUGAAACCACUAGUACCUCAUGUGUCCUAGAAGCUGUCUUGCCUUCUGAUUCAACUCGUUGGAGCGCACCAGAGGUGAUCCAAGAGAACCGCUACUCUCACGCUAGUGAUGUGUGGGCGUUUGGAAUCUUUGCAUGGGAACUGUACUCCGCGUUCGCAGCUGGUCAACAGAAUAGAGAUACUCCACUGCCCUACAACAAUAUUCCGGCAGAUAAGAUUCUAGAUCAUAUGAAAGAAAACGGACCUCUUCACCAGCCAAGUGGCUGUCCUCAUUGGGUUUACAUUUUGAUGCAUCAGUGCUGGACAUAUGAACCAACGCAGAGACCUCCUUUCAUCGCAAUUACUGAUUGUCUUUCAAGAAGGGAACCGAUGCUGUCAUGGAUAAUGGCAUUGUGGCUGAACAAACAUGAGAAGAGUGAAUGGCCGGUUUUGCCAGUAUCUCAGCCUGACGAUGCAAUUCACGUGACGAACUCUGAGGAACACCCAUCCAGAGAAGAUAUCGAGAAAAUGUGUUCUCAAGGAUUUUUUACUCAUCACAAAUACCUGUAUGUCGACAGCGUUGGCCAAAACGAGACCGACACCGCUGAGGUAUACGAACACAGCCACACGAAUUCUCAGUUACCACCGCCACAGGGUUUCCUUGCAUUCCGCCAAUCAGUUCCAAGUAAUCACUCUGACGGAGCGUCCAACGUUGCCGACGAGUAUGAAACGAACCAAGUGAGUAACGCGACAGAAACGGUGUUUGAAGAAUCCACCUCUUGGAGAAUAAGAAAUGUGGAACAUACGGCUGAGUCCGUUGAGAGCACCGAUUCGAUUUCUUCCUGCCCUACAGAAGCCUCCGAGGUUUCUAACGAGGACCGACGUCUCGAAAAUCACACCGAUGGCGUUGCUUGCGCUUACUCGUUAUAUGGUGAGGGCCACGCAACUGGUGUUGAAAAUGCCAAGGAUGACUCCGAGGGCGGGCACAUUUUGUAUGAAAACGCAGGUUACAAAGACCUUACAUCAACCAGGGAGUGCUACAUGCCACUGAGAAAUAACCAGGGGGAACCCAAAAUACCAGGUUAUAUCAACGCACUAGCCGAGGAGACCGUUGCACCGCUGUCCCAGACAGAAUACGGCAACAGAGGCACUCCUGCUGAUCCCGACAUGUGCGUGGACCUUGCUACCACAGAAUCCUUAAGUUCUAACGAACUUGACCCUAACAUAGAGGAGCAGCCAAGCUUCACUUUUUAUGAAGACAUGUGUUGGUCUCCAGCUUAUAGAAGUGACAGUUUGUUACAUGACAAAGUACUUUUUCAAGAAUAUUUAAAUGUAUAUGCAAACGUCGUUUUGACAAAUUUAGACGUGGGCUUUGAAAGUUAUUUGUAUGCAGCUAGGAAAUCCAUCGUGUCAAGGUUGGUAGAGUUCGACAAGGAAACUUCGUUAUGACCCUUUAUCUAUCGUAAUAAUUUCAGAAAGUAUUUUUGACACAGUUUUCAUAGAAGUAACGUUGUUCAGGUUAGUGACUAUGGUGAGGUGUGACAAGGUGAUUAAUCAGAACAAACAUACCUAGCACCCUCA